ACUCGUCUCGCGGGUUCCCCGAGUGAACUGAGCUCCUGACAGGUGCACUGGGCUCACCGGUCCGCUCGCGGUCCGCUUCGAGCGCCUCCGAACCCGCUUCGCCAGUUUUCGGCCCAAUCUGGACACGUCCGCAGCCGUCCAAUCAAAGGGCGAAUAACUGAUAUGCAAAUGAGAUGCGUGCAUCGCCGCUCGGAGCGUCGGCGGAGGCGUCGAGGCCACCAGCGGCUCCACUAAAACUUCGCGAGUGCCAUUAGCUAGUUGGCUAACGAGGCGCCGAGACGCAAGCGCUUCCGCGAUCGUCGGUCGCUUCGCUCUCUGGAUCUCUCUGUGAUGCAUCCCAGCACUGUCUUCUCAGCCUGUCUUCAUGGCUAAGCUCAGGUUCUCCACCCUUUGAACCUCUUGGCCUAGGUUGGCCAGCAGCCUGCGGCAGCGCUGCGUGACUACCGCGGCCGCGUCGGGACACUUCGCGUGCUACGACCGAUCCCACGAUGGACUUCUUUGACGAUCCGACCCUGUUUGACGGUGGUUUGGAGGGGCUGCCAGAUGAGGGCUUUUCUGCAGGGUCCGUCUCUCUGGUGGACGAGCUGAACCUCACCGCUGAGUUUGAGCCGUUGCAAGUGGAUUCCCUGGGAGCGGGGAAGCACCCGGGGUUAGCGCCUUCCUCCUCGUCUCAGCAGAACUUGACCUUCGAGCAACAGAUUGACCAUUUCGGUGCGUUGAAGGCUCCGCUCUCAGUAGCUCAGCCUUUUUCUGUCUCGGAUAGCAGCACCAAUGGAAGCGGCAGUGUGUUGGCCCAGCACGUGCAGUUCCACAACUCCCCUUUGCACCAGGCACCUCAGACCAACGGGCUGUUCCCUAACAACAGUCCCAUGUGGGGCAACCAGGACCAGAACGGCAAUGCUUUUCACCAGUUGCCCCAGCAGCAGAGUCAUCAUCACCAGCACCUUGACCAACAUCGGCACUUUCAGCCCCACCUGCAGGGCCUGCACCAGCAUGGCAAAGCCUUCUCGGAGCAUCAGGACUACUUCUACCAGGGCACCCAGGCUCAGAAGCAGCAGCAGCAGCAGCAGCAACAGCAGCAGCAGGCCUACCACAGCCAGCACCAGUCCUUCUCGCCAAGCCCAGAGUGCAACGGGGCACUGUAUCACCACGGGGGCAUCACCAAUGCCUACAAGCUGCCCAAAAGUCACCUGGGUGGCGACAGCUCGUCCUUUCCCUGUAGCCCUCAACGGCAGCAAGGCAGGAUGCAGAGUUGCCAGGGGAAUCAGAAGUACCCUGGAUCCACAGAGGACAUGGCCCUGCCCUACUCCAGGUCCUCCAUUUCCAGUGCGCUCUCUGCCUGCUCAGUCAGCUCUGGCGCGGCCUACUCGACGACACAGUACCCGCUGAGCGCAAGCAGACCGCUGGCCUCGGCCCCUGUGCCCGCCACUACUACUGCUUCCCCCAGAGCUGCUACCUUGCGCUCCUCCAUGCCGGAGUUCUCAGGAGCGGGAGAUGCGUUUUCGUUGCUUCCUGGGAUGGGCCAGCAGCAGCCGCAGCAUCAGGGUCCUCUGAACCAAGCCGGCGAUUGUCCUUUCCAGGGCCUGCAGCUUCCAAGUCAAGCUCAGGGAAACUACGGCAGCUCGGAAAUGUUCUCUGAAAGCAUGAGCUGCUACCCAGGCCCAGGCAGCCAGCACCCCUCCGGCCCGCAGGGGGGCUGUGAGCCUCUCAUACCACCAGCAAACAGCAGCAAUGGCUAUGAGGCCCUGGUCGAGAAUCUGUUGCCACCGAUAGAGGCUAACAGUGAAGAGUUUGAAGGACUAGAAGGUCCCGACCUCUUAGGGGACGACCUCCUUCCCCAGCUGGAGCCUUCUCUGAACCAAAAAGCUCCCUUGGGGCAACAGGAGGAGAGCAACUAUUCCUGGACCAACGGAAGCCAGGAGAAAGCCAACUGCUUGAUGAACUAUGCGGCUCAGCCCCGGAAGAACACUACUGGUUCCAGUAACCACCCACGAGUCCUCAGUCCUCUGAAGAACAGCUUGCCUUCAUCAUCCCUACAGUUUUCCUCCUCCACCUCCUGGGAUAGGAGAACGCAGAGGAAGCAGCUGGUGGAGAGUGGCCUGGAGGACAAGCAGGAGAAAGCCAAUCGGAUCAUCUCUGAGGCCAUCGCCAGGGCCCGAGAGCGGGGCGAGAAGAACAUCCCCAGGGUGAUGAGCCCCGAGAGCUUCCCGUGUUCUGCCGAGCACAAGGCACCGCGUGGCCACAGGGCCCAGACAAAGGAAAAGUCCUCCAAGAAGGCCAGCAUUGUGCCCUCUUCAAAAGCUAAGCAGAAUGCCAAGAUUGGGAAAAUAGUAAUCAAAUUCGGCAAGAAUAAAAGGCGGAAGAACGACUCUUCGGAGGAGCUGUCUGACGACGAACCACCCCCUCGACACUCCUCCAGGGAUGAGGAUCUGAAGAGAAGGUCCAGUCGGCAGGUGAAGCGCAAGAAGUACACAGAGGACGGUGACUCGAGGCUGUCGGAUGAGGAGGUCAGGGUCAUCAUCAAAGCCAAGAAGACAACGAUGGCGCCUGCCAAAGAGCAGCCCGCGCAGCUGUUUUUGGAAAAUCCAAGUGACGAGGAUGCUGCUGUCGUUGACAAAAUCAUGGCAUCGCGCUUUGUGAAAACUGAGGUUUCUCCUGGAGUCGUGGUUGAAGUGGAAGAGUUCUUUGUGAAAUACAAGAACUACUCCUAUCUGCACUGCGAGUGGGCUACAGAGCAGCGGCUGCUGAAGGACAGGCGGAUCCAGCAGAAGAUCAAGCGCUUCCGGAUUAAGCGGGCACAGAGGGCUCUGUUCUUCGCAGAUAUGGAGGAGGAGCCAUUUAACCCUGACUAUGUUGAGGUGGACAGAGUGCUGGAGGUGUCCUGCUGUCAGGAUAAGGACACUGGAGAGCCUGUGGUCUACUACCUGGUCAAGUGGUGCUCCCUGCCUUAUGAGAACAGUACGUGGGAACUGCAGGCGGAUGUGGAUGAAAGCAAGAUUGAGGAGUUCAAGCAGCUGCAGGCAGCUCAGCCAGACCCUCGCAGGGUGGAGCGGCCUCCAGCCAGUCAGUGGAAGCAGCGGAAGGAGUCGCGGGAGUACUGCAAUGGCAACUGCCUCAGGGAAUACCAGCUAGAGGGAGUCAACUGGCUGCUUUUCAACUGGUAUAACAGACGGAAUUGUAUCUUGGCUGACGAAAUGGGUCUGGGCAAAACAAUCCAGUCCAUCACGUUCCUGGAGGAGGUUUGCCAUGCCGGGAUACGCGGGCCCUUCCUCAUCAUUGCUCCGCUGUCCACCAUCGCCAACUGGGAGCGCGAGUUUCGCACGUGGACGCACCUCAACGUCAUCGUGUACCAUGGCAGCGCCAUCAGUCGCCAGAUGCUUCAGCAGUACGAGAUGUACUUCAGGGAUUCGCAGGGCCAUGUCAUUAAUGGAGCGUACAAGUUCCAGGCUGUCAUCACCACCUUUGAGAUGAUCCUUGGCGGCUGCCCUGAGCUCAAUGCCAUUGAGUGGCGCUGCAUCAUCAUCGAUGAGGCCCACCGACUGAAAAACAAGAACUGUAAACUGCUGGAGGGAUUCAAGCUCAUGAAUCUGGAACAUAAGGUCCUCCUGACGGGCACGCCACUCCAGAACACCGUGGAGGAGCUCUUCAGCCUGCUGCACUUCCUGGAGCCAGUGCGCUUUCCCUCUGAGGCCACAUUCAUGCAGGAAUUCGGAGACUUGAAGACGGAGGAGCAGGUUCAAAAGCUGCAGGCCAUCCUGAAGCCAAUGAUGCUGAGGAGACUGAAGGAGGAUGUGGAAAAGAAGCUGGCUCCCAAAGAGGAGACCAUCAUUGAGGUGGAGCUCACUAACAUCCAGAAGAAGUACUACCGUGCCAUCCUGGAGAAGAACUUCUCCUUCCUGGCCAAGGGUGCCGGCCAAGCCAAUGUACCCAACCUGGUGAAUACUAUGAUGGAGCUCCGCAAGUGCUGCAACCACCCCUACCUCAUCAAAGGGGCGGAGGAAAAGAUCCUGGAAGACUUCCGGGAAGUCUACAGUCCAGCUGCCGCGGACUUCCACCUGCAGGCAAUGGUGCAGUCAGCAGGCAAGCUGGUACUUAUAGACAAGCUGCUUCCCAAGAUGAAGGCUGGGGGCCACAAAGUGCUCAUCUUCUCCCAGAUGGUGCGCUGUCUGGACAUUCUGGAGGAUUACCUUAUUCAGAGGAGAUACCUCUAUGAAAGGAUUGAUGGGCGCGUGCGGGGGAACCUACGCCAGGCAGCCAUCGACAGGUUCAGCAAGCCUGACUCGGACCGGUUCGUCUUCUUGCUGUGCACACGUGCAGGAGGGCUGGGCAUCAACUUGACCGCCGCGGAUACCUGCAUCAUCUUUGACUCUGACUGGAAUCCUCAGAAUGACCUCCAGGCCCAAGCUCGCUGCCACAGGAUUGGCCAGAACAAGGCAGUGAAGGUGUACAGACUGGUCACACGCAACUCCUAUGAGCGAGAGAUGUUUGAUCGCGCCAGCCUGAAGCUGGGCCUGGACAAGGCCGUUCUGCAAAGCAUGAGUGGCAGGGAGAAUGCGGGAAGUGGUAUCCAGCAGCAGCUCUCCAAGAAGGAGAUAGAAGACCUGCUGAGAAGGGGAGCCUAUGGAGCCUUAAUGGACGAAGAAGACGAGGGCUCUAAGUUUUGUGAGGAGGACAUUGACCAAAUCCUCCAGCGUAGAACCAAGACCAUCACCAUUGAGUCUGAGGGCCGUGGGUCCACAUUUGCUAAGGCCAGUUUUGUGGCUUCUGGGAAUAGAACAGACAUCUCUCUGGAUGAUCCCAAUUUCUGGGACAAGUGGGCAAAAAAGGCAGAGAUUGACAUCAAUGCUCUCAAUGGCAGAAACAGUCUCGUGAUCGACACUCCGCGGAUCCGCAAGCAGACCCGCCCCUUCAGCGCCACCAAGAACGAGCUGGCAGAGCUGUCUGAGGCGGACAGUGACUCGGACGGUGAGGACAAGCCUAAACUGCGCCGCCCCUAUGACCGGCUCAGCAGCUACGGUCGCACUGAGUGCUUCCGUGUGGAGAAGAACCUGCUGGUGUACGGGUGGGGCCGCUGGAAAGACAUUCUCCAGCAUGGCCGUUUCAAGCGGCAGCUUGGUGAACGGGAUGUGGAGGCAAUCUGCCGAGCACUGCUGGCUUACUGCUUGGUCCACUACCGUGGUGACGACCGCAUCAAAAGCUUCAUGUGGGACCUGAUCGCACCAUCUGAGGACGGACGCACCCGUGAGCUGCAGAAUCACCUGGGUCUUUCAACCCCUGUACCACGGGGCAGAAAGGGUAAGAAGAUGAAAAACCAGUCAACACCAUUUGACAUCCAGAAGGCCGCAUGGAUCCAGAAGCAUAACCCCGAGCACAUCCUGCAGGACGACGGCUACAAGAAGCACUUGAAGCACCACUGUAACAAGGUACUGCUGCGUGUCAGAAUGCUCUAUUACCUGAGACAGGAAGUGGUCGGAAAGCAGUCACAGAAGGUUCUUGACGGCGUAGAUUGCAGUGAGAUUGAGAUCUGGGUUCCAGAGCUCGAUCGCUCGGAGCUGCCUGCUCUCUGGUGGGACAGGGUGGCUGACAAGUGUCUCUUACUCGGGGUUUACAAGCACGGUUAUGAGAAGUACAACACAAUCCGCGCCGAUUCUGCUCUCUGCUUCCUAGAGAGGGUGGGCCGUCCCGACGAGAAGGCAAUCGCCGCUGAGCAGAGAGCCAGUGACUGCAUGGACGGGGACGCCGAUGACCCCGAGUACAAGCCCGCCCCAGCUCUGCUCAAGGACGAUAUGGAGGAUGAUGCCUCUUCCCCUGGAGACCUGGUCAUCAGUGAUCCUGCUUUAGAAGGCAGUAUUCCAGUGGAGGGGGACACUGCCUACUGGCCCCCCCCUUCAGCCUUAACAGCUCGGCUGCGCCGCUUGAUCACUGCAUCUCAACGUUACACCAAGAGCCGGCAGAUUCUCCAUAUCCACCAGACUCAGCAAGCGUGCCUCACCCCGCCUAGCAGCACCCUGCUGCCGCCAGUCGCUGACCCACUUAACCCCAAGAUGGCUGCCAAGAUGGAACGGCAGCAGAGGUGGACGCGACGAGAAGAGGCUGACUUCUACCGUGUGGUCUCCACCUUCGGUGUGGUGUUUGACCCUGAUGCAGGCCGGUUUGACUGGACCAAGUUCCGGGCCAUGGCCCGUCUGCACAAGAAGACAGAUGAGAGCCUGCAGAAGUACCUGUGGGCUUUCACGGACAUGUGCCGGCGGGUGUGCCGCCUGCCUCUGCGGGAGGGGGAUCCCAUGGACCCCUCCAUAGCAAUACAACCAAUCACAGAGGAGCGUGCAUCCCGGACACUGUACCGCAUUGAGCUGCUGCGUAAGGUGCGAGAGCAGGUGUUACGGCAUCAACAGCUGUAUGAGCGCCUGGCACUAUGCCAGCCGGGGCCUGAUCUACCCGUGUGGUGGGAACCAGGGCUUCAUGACCGCGACCUGUUGAUCGGGGCAGCCAAGCACGGUGUGAGCCGCACAGACUAUCACAUCCUACGGGACCCCGAGCUUGCCUUCAUGGCUGCUCAGAGCAGCUACAGCCAGCACAAAGGGAACCCGUCCCGGACCCCCACACCACUGCUGCAGCCUCAGGGCCAAGCUGUGCCUACAGGCUCCCCCCUGGCUAUCCAGCCACGGCAGUCAGACACCCAAGUCGCCUCAAAUGACGGCCCGCAGAUCCAGCCGAAGCAGGAGCCCAGUUCAGAGGAGGAAGAUGGAGAGAGGACAGGUCAGCCUAGUGAGAACCAGAGCCCCAAGUUAGGCCCUCCAACCCCUGCUGGUCCAGCAAAGGGGGAAGCUGCACGGACGAAGCCUCUCACACCCAGCUCCACUGGCAGGAAGCAGAAAGAGUCCGGCAGGCAGAGCCGACGUGAGGCACGAAGAGACUCUCCCUCGCGCUCCCGCUCCUCCUCCAGCUCCUCUUCGCACUCCUCUUCUUCGUCAUCUUCAUCAUGUUCCCGUUCUGGUUCUAGCUCCUCCUCUUCCUCCAGCUCAGCUUCUUCUGGGUCCUCCUCGUCUUCAGAUGACAGUGCAAGUGAAGGAGAGGAAUGCAAGGAGACGGCGCGUGACCAGCGUGAGCCCGUGCCCACUGUGAAGGGCUUCGACGAAGACAGCGUGGCCUCCCUUGGAACCACGCUGGAUGAGAUGCAGGACAGCUACCUCAGCAGCAGCGGUCCCCCUAGUUCCAACCCUUUCCAGGGGGGCUACAUGCUGGCAGCCUCCUUCUGGCCAAAGGACCGAGUGAUGAUCAACCGGCUAGACAGCAUCUGCCAUGCCGUGCUAAAGGGGAGGUGGCCCACAACGAAGCGGACGUACGAAGGAGCCACCGUGUCCUCCUUUUAUACCACCAAACUCCUGGACAGCCCUGGCGGCCCCCGGGAGGAGCCCUCUGCCUCUCCUCAGAUGUCAAAGGUGAAGAAGCAUGUUCCAGAAAAGGAGUUUACGGUCCAAAUCAAAGACCAGGAGGGAGGCUUGAAGCUCACCUUCCAGAAGCAGGGCCCAUCCAACAAGCGACCCCUAGAGGGUGAGGAAGAACCUGCAGACCAGCAGCAGUACCUGACACGUCUGCAGGAGCUGCAGAGUGCCUCCGAUACCAGUCUGGCAGAUUUCACCAAGGCCUUGCCGAGCUCUGCUCAAGUGUGUGCGAAGUUAAAUGGCCUCGUCGACAGCCAACCUGUGGUGAAGAAAAGGCGAGGCAGGAGGAAGAACGUGGAAGGAGUGAGCCUCCUGUUUAUGAACAAGAGCAGAGCUCCUCCCGUCUCGGAGCAUGUGCCCCCUGGGUGGUAUGGCAGCGCCCCAGGUAGCCCAGCGGUGGGGCCAACGCAGGUGUAUGGACAGCUUCAAGGGCCACUGGAUAAUGAGACCCGGGUGCCUGUCAUCAACCUCCGGGAUGGCACCCGUCUCACGGGCGAUGAUGCUCCAAAGAGGAAGGACCUGGAGCAGUGGUUGAGGGCACACCCGGGAUUUGUGGCCGACGUGGGAGCCUCCAUCCCAGGGGUUGAUGGGCCACAGUUUUCAGCCAGCCGGCCAAAGCAGAAGCGGCACCGCUGUCGUAACCCCAACAAGAUGGACGUGAACAGCUUGACUGGGGAGGAGAGAGUGCAGAUCAUCAAUCGGAGGAAUGCCAGGAAGGUUGGUGGGGCGUUUGCGCCACAGCUAAAGGACCUGUGCCGCUUCCUUCAGGAGAACCCAGAGUAUGGCGUGCCCCCGGAAUGGGCAGAUGUAGUGAAACAUUCAGGUUACCUGCCGGAAAGCAUGUUUGACCGCAUUCUGACUGGACCCAUAGUGCCUGAGGAGGUGAGCCGACGUGGAAGGCGGCCUAAGAGCAUGCUUUCCAGGGCAGCCGCGGCUGCCAGCGCCAACACCCCAGUUGCGGGCCUCAAACCCCUGCAAGCCGGUGGGCUGCUCUCGACCGUGGACUUGCCGAGCCUCCAGGACUUGCCGAGCCUCCAGGCCCUGCAGCAGAACCUGCAGAGCCUGCAGUCCCUGCAGCUGACUGCUGGGCUCCUGGGGCUGCCCACCACAGACACCACCAGCCUGGCAAGCAUGUUCCCCGUGUUGUUCUCAGGGAUGGCAGGGUUGUCUAACCUCCUGGGCAUGAGCAGCCUGCUGGGUAAACCACAGGAAGGGCCCGAAGGAGGCAAGGAGAAAGGAACUGUCAGUGGCGAUGCAGAUCCGUUGGUCUCCAGACCUGUGCCGUGCAGCCCUGCGCGCGCAUCGGACACCAAAGGCGAAAGGACCGAAGGCCAGAGCACUGAGCCGCCCACUAGCGAAGCCUCCACCUCUGGCAGCCUCAGCCCUGCAAGCACUUUGACUGCAGCAACAGCAGCCGCUGCUUCUAACCCUCUCCUGGCUCUGAAACCCCUGCUGCUCUCCAAUGUGCAGUAUCCCAGGAUGCUGCUCACUCCAGGCCUUAACUUCCCUGCGCCCUCGACAGCGCAGGCCAACACAACGGCAGCGCAACAGCAAAACUUGGAUGCCCCCCUGCCCACCUUGUCUAAGGAGGCACUGCCAGAGGCCUCGCAGGAGGGCGCGAUGGAGGCGGGUGAACGGGAGCCCUUCGAAGAACAGUUAGAGGAACAGAAGAACAGUGCAGAAGAGGGUUCGAGAACAACCGAGUCGUCAUCUUCAUCUGAGUCUGGCAGUUCCUCUUCAUCAUCGGAAGAUUCAGACUCCAGCGAAGAAGAUGGGGCGUGAUUACCCUAAUAAUUGUAUACAUAAGUAAUAUAUUAUGUAAUGAAUUUCCCUGCACUGAGCGUUGGCUUUCUUUUUGUAAAUUAAAAAUACUGAAAAGUGUUGUUAUAAAGAAAACCAAGUUGUAGGAGAAUGGAACAGUAUUGAGCUGAUCUGAAAUGAAAUUUCAGUGUUUAUUCACAGGUACCUUGUGUGAGAGACUUUUGCAUGAAGACCUUAUUGGAUUUCUGAAAUUUGUGAGACUUGUAUUACACCAUGAUGUACUAUGGCAAGAUAAAGUAAGGUAUUGUUCUAAUUAUGUUGAGAUUAAUUUUAUUAAAAAACAGAAAAAAUAAUAAAUUUAACACAAGCU
This is a messenger RNA of Scleropages formosus (Asian bonytongue), 9576 nucleotides long. Its product is annotated as chromodomain-helicase-DNA-binding protein 9-like. The transcript is spliced from 39 exons. NCBI's taxonomy places the organism in Eukaryota, Metazoa, Chordata, Actinopteri, Osteoglossiformes, Osteoglossidae. The record is from RefSeq and is a predicted model, not a curated record. Bases 489 to 9227 code for a protein of 2912 amino acids. Gene Ontology annotation, molecular function: ATP binding; protein binding.